GACUCACUACCACACGAGCAGUUUUCCCGAGUCCCGCGGGCCCCCGUCCACGGCCAAUCGUCCUAUUUAACUGGACGAUCGAGGCGUUAAAUAGCGUCUCCGCCUUUGGCUCCCGACCGUUUAUAUCUGCACCGUCAUCCCUCCCAUUUCGGUUUUCUCCCGAAGCAAAACGGAAAGGAAAAAAGGAAGAGUUACCGAGAGAUAGAGGGGCCAGGGGAGGGGGGUAAAAUCAAGAAUAAAUUAUAACCGCACGGCAAGAACAAGGGAGGGUAAAUAAACCGCCCAUCGCCUCACCGUAAGUAUCCAGCAUCGAUCUGAUUUCCUUUUCCAAUGUACUAUCCUUGAUCUUUGGGUUCCCUAGGUCGAUCGAGCAGGUUCUUGCAUGAUCUCUCUCCAUUUCUCAUAGAUCUUAUGUUCAUUCAGUGAAAAAUAUCGAUUUCGUCGGAACGACCUGUCUAAUCUGCCAAAGCAGAAUGUAGAUAAUGCGUGUUGUACUAGAUGUCAUUCGCAUCAUGUGUGAUAGAUAACCUUUGUGAAAUCGCGCUGAUCUCAGCGUUAGGGUUGUUGGAUGUGAUUCAUUAGCCUCUGUGAUGAUGUCUUGCCCUUUGCUGUGUUUGUGCGACGAAGGUUAGGCCCGGGAGGGGAUGAUGUCCGAAAGCGAGGAGCACGGGUCGCUCCUGGAAAAGAUCGGCGACAAGAUCCAUGAGUUCAAGAAGGAUUCAUCGUCCUCGGACUCGGACGACGACAAGAAGUCGCAUAAAUCCAAGAAGAAGCACCUGUUUGGCAGGAAGCAUCCGCUCCACAACGUCCUUGGCGGAGGCAAAGGUACAACAAUGGAGAAUGCCAGUGAAAACCGAUCGAUGAAACGGACACCUAAUAAUAAUUACUACUGCCUUGUGUUCUGCUCAGCUGCUGAUCUUGUGAUGUGGAGGGACAAGCAGAAGUCCGGGAGCAUCCUGGGCGGGGUGACCGUCAUCUGGUUGUUGUUCGAGGGCAUCGGCUACCACCUCCUCACCUUCCUCUGCCACUUGCUCAUCAUCUUCCUCACCGUCAGCUUCGUCUGGUCCAACGCUGCGUCCUUCAUCAACAGGUCUCCUCCAAAGUUCCCUGAGGUCAUUUUAUCUGAAACCCAAUGCCUGAUAAUAGCUCAUGUUCUGAGGAAAGAAAUCAAUGAGGCUUUCAUCACCUUGCAAAGUGUUGCUUCCGGAAAAGACCUUAAAACAUACCUCAAGUCAAUUGGAGUCCUCUGGUUCAUUUCUAUAAUUGGGGGCUGCUUCAGCUUCCUGACUCUGUCUUACACUAUUUUCCUGAUGGCAUACACGCUCCCCAUGCUCUAUGAGAAAUAUGAAGAUGAAGUCGAUGUUGUGGGUGAGAAGGCCCUGAUCGAGCUCAAGAAGCAAUAUGCAGUAUUCGAUGAGAAGGUUCUGUCAAAGAUACCAAUGUUAGCCGACAAGAAACAGCACUGAAACUGAUGCUUUGAAGCGUUCGACACCUCCAUCAUUUCAUCUGCAGCUCAGCACAUCAGCCAAAUAGUCUCAUUUGGUUACCUCUGCUGCCAUCACCUAGCAACCUUUUAGAUGGCAUUAUAUUGAUAUUAUGCCGACUCUUAAGCAUCGGAAAUAUGUCUUUUCCAAGCCAUAGAACAGAACGUUGUCGAUGGUCACACGAAGUAGUUGCCUCUGCUUGUCAGUUUCAGUUUCAUAUUUGUUUGGUCACAAGAUACAUAUGUCAUACUAAUUUCUACAACUAUUUUCUAUGUAUGUAUGAUUUUAUACUUUAUGAUACGGAACCAUUUAGGCCA
This is a messenger RNA of Aegilops tauschii subsp. strangulata, 1801 nucleotides long. Its product is annotated as reticulon-like protein B2. Gene Ontology annotation, biological process: response to bacterium. The record is from RefSeq and is a predicted model, not a curated record. NCBI's taxonomy places the organism in Eukaryota, Viridiplantae, Streptophyta, Magnoliopsida, Poales, Poaceae.